UGACAGAUACUGAAAAAAGAAACCUUUGAAAUGUUGUGCUUCAAUAAGUGAAUUUAGCAUUUUUGAUAGAGAACAAUUUACUUAUAAUUUGGUAAAUUUAUGAGAAAUGCCAUUAGCAGCAACAUAAAACUUGUUUGUGAUUUUGUCUUGGACCAGGUAUAUGAGAAAGAGUGAAAAGGUUAUUAGUAAGCGAGAUAAAAUCAAUCACGGACAAUGAACCCCGGAAACUAUGAGUCCACGAUCAUCACGACGGUCACGCAAAAGUUUCGAGAGGGCGAAUCCAUUUUGGCGAUAUUCGAAGGUUAUCAAAUAGUAGGUAAUAAACACCAGAAUCGUUUGCUGGUGAUCGCCAGCUCUAAUUAUACUUCGGCACUGUUCGCCUUUUCAAUUGCCAGUUACCCACCGGAGAGCAUUUCAGAUUUGACAAUUGCAGCAGUUUAUCCUAUCGAUGACUCAUUCUGGGUGAAUCCAGAAUCCGGUACGCCUGGUUCCAUUUCCAGCCAUCAGUUCACUAUUUUUUCACAAAAGGCACCGACGGUUUAUUUCUAUCAGGCAACUCCGGAUACAAUUGUCUCGAGGGACAAUUUCAUCAGUAAUUUGAAGCAUUUAAUUUCAAGCUAUAAGAGUGCCUCGACCCAGGCGGCCGCCACAUCUUGUCCGUUGGAUUUCAAGUGGCUGGAAAAUUAUAAACGAGCGGAUAUGCUGGCAAUUGAUAGGAACAUUGCCGACGGUAGUCAAGCUCCGAAAACACGCGACUCUAAGUUCAAAGAAGAGUUGGAUCGAAGGCGGCAUGAAUACAUUGUUUACGAACCGUACAAGAUUUAUACGGCGACGUGGAAUGUCAACGGACAAACAUCGGAGGACAUUGAGCUACCGGAGUGGCUCUCGACGACGGAUGAUCCACCGGACAUUUACGCGGUAGGGUUUCAGGAGAUCGAAUGGACACCGGAGAAGAUUAUCAUGAAUGAAACCAAGAUAGAUCGUACGUGGGUAAAUAAAGUAAUGAUGGGCUUACACAAGGGUGCUGCCUAUGAAGAGCUCGCAUCGGUUCGCUUGGUGGGUAUGAUGUUGACGGUGGCAGUUAAAAAAUCACUGCGGGAUCAAAUUUCCGAUUGUCUAACAGCUGCUGUUGGAACGGGGACUUUGAAAUGGGGAAACAAAGGAGGAGUCGGUGUAAGUUUCCAAUUGAACGAGGCUUUGCUAUGCUUCGUCAACUCUCAUUUGGCUGCUCACACUCAGGAGGUAGACCGUCGGAAUGAGGACCAUGACGAGAUUAUAAGAAGGAUGUCGUUCGAAAAAACUUUCCGGGGUCGUGCGAUCGAUGAGCACCAUCACAUUUUUUGGAUUGGAGACUUAAACUAUCGACUAAACUCAGACAUCACACAGGAAUUUGUAAACUGUAAAGAUCGCGACUAUAAUCAACUUUAUGCGUAUGAUCAACUGUAUGUGGAGAAGGGAAAGAAACGAAUUUUUCGAGAGUACAAGGAGGGAAAAAUACUAUUUGGACCAACUUAUAAAUACAAUCCCGGCACAGAUGAUUGGGAUAGUAGUGAAAAGAGUCGCUGUCCGGCCUGGUGCGAUAGGAUUUUGUGGAAAGGACUCCGGACAGAGCUGCUGAAGUAUGACAGUGUAAUGCAGCUGCGGAGGAGUGAUCACAAGCCUGUUUUUGCCGUAUUCAAUGUGGAGGUUGAGACGAAAGAUGAUCAAAAGUUCAAAAAAGUACAUGAAGAAGUUCUGAAAACAGUCGAUAAAUAUGAAAAUGAUAACCAACCGCAGAUAACAGUCGAGCAAACCGAUCUUGACUUCGGUCUGAUCCGAUUUAACGAGAAAUAUUCCCGUGAACUGCUCGUUGCAAAUAACUGCCACCUACCGGUGCGGUUUCGAUUUGCCGCCAAAGACGACCGAAGCAGUUACGUGUGCGAAGAUUUUAUCCACAUAAGCCACAAAGCAGGAGAACUAAUCACCGGCAACAGCCUAAGCAUACGAAUUGAUAUUUUUGUGGAUGCGAAAGCAGCUUCACAUAUGCUUCAUAAGCUGAAGGAUGCCAAAGCAGGCGUCAAAAUUCCACUCGACAUAUUGGUGCUACAUGUGGAGAAUGGACGAGACAUUUUCAUUACCAUUUUCGGGGAGUACAAGCAGAGCUGCUUCGGCGUUUCGCUGGAAACGUUGAUGAAGCUGAACAAACCGAUCUUUGAGUACGAUAUCAAUGAACUGGUUGCUCUGGAAAAGGAAGAAAAAUUGAUCGAUCUUACGGGCGAGGAAGAGUUGAAGAUUCCGAGGGAAAUUUGGCGAUUAACAGACUAUUUGUACAAAAAUGGAAUGGAUAAUCCGCAGCUGUUUACGCUUAAUCGAACUCAUUCAAAGCACGAAAAUAUUCUGGAAAUUCGAGAUUGGUUGGAUAGCUGGUCAUCAGAACCGUUUCCUGGUAUUCCAAAAACAGCAGCAGAAGCACUUCUUAUUCUUCUAGAAUCUCUUCCAGAACCGGUGGUUACCAUAAGCGAGCGGGAGUGCAUGGUUAAUGCAGACAACUAUGAGCGCUGUCGGGAGCUAAUUCGAACGAAGCUGAAACCCGUCCACCGGUUGGUGUUUCUGUACAUUUGCAUGUUUCUCAUUGAGCUGCGGCGACAAAAUCCCUCUAUUAGGCUGGAAAUCUUAGCAACUAUUUUUGGUCGAAUAUUGAUUCGUAGUCAGACUCCGUUGGUACGGACACCGACAGGGAACGAUGUGUAUGCUUACACCGAGGGCGAACGUGACCAACGGCGACGAUUCAUGAUGACGUUUUUGACCAGUAAAAUACAGGAAUUUGCCCGAGCAGAGAUCGACAGUAAUGGAGUUUAGCCGUCUAUUUGAUCGCUUUCAUAAAGAAGAUAAGCUGCAGAGGCAAACAGCAUGGUUUGCGUUUGAAAAACGUAGAUUUAGUUAGUUAAGCAAUAGCGGACCAAACUGUGAAAAGGCUCAUCUCGUAUACUGCCCAUAAAAGCAAAAAAGUCCCAUAUUGAAAAACAGUAAGCCGAGAAAAACACUAUUAAAGAGCCUUAUGUAUGGGACAACCAUGUUUUGGAAUUUUUUUUCGAUAUUUUAUAAACAAACCUGGUAAUCUUAUUUGUGCAUUGUGAUUCAGUGGGGAUACAUAAUACAAUCCAACAGAUAACUCAUUUUCGAAGAAACUCCAUAUGGGAUUCUUAUGAUUUUAUGGGCAGUAUAGGUCCUAUUAAGUUAUCAACACGAUUUUCUCUGCAACUUAUAUUUUUCAUCGCACUCAGUUUGGUUAUAACUUGUACCAUAGAUCUGAUUAGUCCACCGAAAUAAAUCAUACAUUGAACUUUUUCACUAAAAAAAACAAGAAAACUCCGUUGAAAACAAAAAUGUAUGAAGGACAUAUGAUGAUGUGAACUUUUCACAUGUUCAUCCAGAAUAGUGGAAUUUUUGCAAAAAGGUCACAUCAUGAACAAACUUCUAGAUGUAAAUAAUUAUAACUAGAAUAAAUGCCGAAAUGUAGGCCUAAAAUGUUUUAAUUGUAUUUAAUAGUGUCUGUAAAAUAUGGUAUCAGUACAUUUCAUGAAUUUAAAAGCUAGAAAGAAGAUUAAUAAAGCGACGCAUUUUUUGCUCCAUCA
This is a messenger RNA of Topomyia yanbarensis, 3614 nucleotides long. RefSeq names its product inositol polyphosphate 5-phosphatase OCRL-like. Bases 214 to 2838 code for a protein of 874 amino acids. Gene Ontology annotation, biological process: phosphatidylinositol dephosphorylation; signal transduction. The transcript has 10 exons. Gene Ontology annotation, molecular function: phosphatidylinositol-4,5-bisphosphate 5-phosphatase activity. Gene Ontology annotation, cellular component: membrane. The record is from RefSeq and is a predicted model, not a curated record. Lineage: Eukaryota; Metazoa; Arthropoda; Insecta; Diptera; Culicidae.